AGAGAAACUGUUUUGCCUCUCCACAUUGCGACUCCUUCCGGUAAAAUUUGUGAUAACAAUACUGGGUAGGUUAAAAAGUCUACUUUUUAAAUAAAGUUACAAUAUUAAAGUAAAUUAUUUGGGAAAUAUUUCUCAAAUGAUAUAUGUUUUAAAUUGAAUGACUAUUAUCUGUGAUUAAAUCUAAUUAUCACUCUUUAAGAAAAUGGUUAGAAGCUACAGUGAGGAACUGGAGUAUCUUGAAAGAAUUACUCCAACAUCAUGGAGAAUCAAGAAAGGUUUUGUACCAAAUAUGAAAGUGGAAGGAGUCUUCUACGUAAAUGAUCAUUUGGAGAAGUUGAUGUUUGAAGAGCUUCAGCAUGCAUGCAGACCGGGAGGCUUUGGUGGAUUUCUUCCAGGAGUAAAACAAAUAGCAAAUGUUGCUGCCCUACCAGGAAUUGUCGGGAAUUCAAUAGGUUUACCGGAUAUUCAUUCGGGUUAUGGUUUUGCAAUUGGAAACAUGGCUGCUUUUGACAUGGAUGAUCCAAAUGCAAUAGUAUCUCCCGGGGGUGUUGGUUUUGAUAUUAAUUGUGGUGUGAGGCUACUCAGAACAAAUUUAUCUGAAAAAGAUGUUCAGCCGGUUAAGGAACAAUUAGCUCAAUCUAUGUUUGAUCAUAUUCCUGUUGGAGUUGGCUCUAAGGGAAUUAUACCAAUGGGAGCUAAAGAUCUGGAAGAAGCUCUUGAAAUGGGAAUGGAUUGGUCGUUAAGAGAAGGUUACAUUUGGGCUGAAGAUAAAGAACAUUGCGAAGAAUAUGGUCGUAUGCUACAAGCCGAUCCUAACUGUGUCUCGGCCAGAGCAAAGAAACGCGGUCUACCUCAACUUGGUACUUUAGGUGCUGGUAAUCAUUAUGCUGAAAUUCAAGUUGUUGAAGAAAUUUUCAAUGAACAUAACGCCAAGAGAAUGGGUAUAGAAUUCGAGGGACAAGUCUGUGUCAUGAUCCAUUGUGGAUCACGAGGAUUAGGUCACCAAGUGGCUACAGAUGCACUUGUGUCCAUGGAAAAAGCAAUGAAAAGAGAUAAAAUUGAGGUAAAUGAUCGGCAGUUAGCAUGUGCUCAAAUUCACUCAAAGGAAGGUCAAGAUUACUUAAAAGGUAUGGCUGCCGCUGCUAACUAUGCAUGGGUCAAUCGAUCUUCGAUGACUUUUCUCUGUCGACAAAGUUUUGCAAAAAUGUUUAACUCUACCCCAGAUGAUUUAGACAUGCAUAUGAUAUAUGAUGUUAGCCAUAAUAUUGCUAAGGUUGAACAACAUUUCGUCCAAGGUAAAGAAAAAACUCUACUUGUUCAUAGAAAAGGUUCAACUAGAGCUUUUCCUCCUCACCAUCCUUUAAUACCCGUUGAUUAUCAACUAACUGGUCAGCCAGUACUUAUUGGUGGCACUAUGGGUACCUGUAGUUAUGUCUUGACAGGCACUGAAAUUGGUAUGCAACAGACAUUUGGUUCGACUUGCCAUGGAGCUGGACGUGCACUAUCCAGGGCAAAGUCUAGGCGAAAUUUAGAUUACGUAGAUGUCCUGAAAGCGUUAGAUAAGCAAGGAAUAUCUAUUAGGGUGGCAUCACCAAAACUGGUUAUGGAAGAAGCACCGGAAUCGUACAAAAAUGUUACAGAUGUUGUUGAUACUUGUCAUAUUGCCGGAAUAAGUCAGAAAUGUUUCAAGCUGCGACCUGUUGCCGUCAUCAAAGGCUAA
Molecule: messenger RNA, 1720 nt
Organism: Dimorphilus gyrociliatus
Lineage: Eukaryota; Metazoa; Annelida; Polychaeta; Dinophilidae
Source: the annotation of a GenBank genome assembly